CAAGAGCCUGAGAUUCUAAUCCUAACCCUAUAUAUACGCAUGUAAGAUUCAUCCAUAUUCUCCAUCCCUCUAAGUAGUAGUCUGGAGGAAACCCCAUAUAUGCUGCAAGCAUUCCUAGCUAGAACGCUUUUCUGAUUUGUUAGUUAUUACACACAAAAAUGUCUACUCUGCAGCUUCUUAUUUGCUUCGUCUUCGCCAAUAUUGUCGUGGUACCUCUAGCCAUGGCUGAGAAAGCUGUUGAAUUGAACGCACCAGCGCCAACUCCAGCAGAUAAUCGUAAAGCAUCACCAAUUGCCGAAACGCCCACUAUUGCUCGGAAGCUUGGGAUCAAACACCAACAGAAAGUAGUGAUCAGUUCCUUGCUGGAAGGGUCGUCGGAUCCGUUGCCACCGAGUCCAGCAGCUAAUAGUCAAGAGCUGGAGAUUGCCCAAGCACCCAUAAGCCAACCAAACAGAAGCGAGCAGCCCUUGACUGUAGUGCUGUCAUCAUCAAAAAUUGCUGAAGCACCAGUAGCCCGACGGCUUGGAAGGCAUCAUUCAAGUGGUAAAUCGGUCGCCGGCGGUGGAGUGAUCCUUGGAGGUCUUGCAACCACAUUUUUCGUUUCGAUUUUCUGUUACAUUCGCGCCACGAGGAGAAGAAACGGCCAAACAACCAGCUCCUAGCUAGCUAGACUGGAGCUUUUUAUUCUACAGGAACGUACUUCAUACUUGGGUUGCCCUUGCCCGGCACAUCUCCUUUGAUUUUGUAAUUGUAAAUUGUAAAAAGAAGAGUAAAUAUCCAUUAAAUUAAUAGAAAUUAUAAUGUAAGCUAUCUGUUGGAUUCUGUAAU
Molecule: messenger RNA, 828 nt
Organism: Nelumbo nucifera (sacred lotus)
Lineage: Eukaryota; Viridiplantae; Streptophyta; Magnoliopsida; Proteales; Nelumbonaceae
Source: RefSeq, a predicted model, not a curated record